Messenger RNA from Neocloeon triangulifer, 6786 nucleotides. RefSeq lists its product as uncharacterized. The transcript is spliced from 31 exons. Lineage: Eukaryota; Metazoa; Arthropoda; Insecta; Ephemeroptera; Baetidae. The record is from RefSeq and is a predicted model, not a curated record. Gene Ontology annotation, molecular function: protein binding. The coding region runs from base 161 to 5704 and encodes 1847 amino acids.
UCGAGGCGCACACAUACAAAACCGACUUUGGGACGGGGUUGUUGUAUCGAUUCUGCGGCAAAAUAAAAGUGCAAUUAGGCGCUACGUGUGUCAUUAAUGGUUGGCGCACGUGAGCCGGCGGCGGACGGCGAAGAGAGCAAACGUGGACGGCGCCGAUGACAUGACGGUGCCUGGCAGGCAAGUUGUGCUCAGGGGCGGCUCACCCUGGGGCUUUCGGAUGCACGGCGGCGCCGACUCUGGACAACCCUUGCGCAUUUCCAGGGUGAAUCCCGGCAGCAAGGCCGCCGACGAGUCGAUCCGCGAGGGCGAAAUCAUCACCUCGAUCAAUGGCCACUCGACCCAAGGACUGCCCAACAGCGAGGCGCACUCUUUGAUGAGGGCCAACGGGGACACCCUCACGCUCACCCUCUCGCCGGACCCUUCCAAGAGGCGGCUGCACAACCUCGCCGGCACCAAGAGCAGCUCGUCCGCCGAACAGACUGAAAAACAAAUCGUGAAAAGUGAGGAUUUGGAAUCAAAAGAAAUCGCCAUAGAAUCUAGUCAAGCCGUUCAACAGCAACAAGCGAGUGCCAGCAAGAGCAAAAAUCAACCGGCCGCGAGCCACGAAUCGUCCAAAAGCUCUUCGCACCGCGUCGGCGGCAGACAGAAGCGGACGCGAAGACUUCGGGCUCGGAAACUAGCCCAGUUGGUGGGCACGCAGGUGCUGUCUUCGGACACGGGGCUGCUGUCCGAGCCGCGGUGGGAGUGCGUGGACGAGGAGGAAAUUGCACCGCUGCCGGCGGCGGUGCACGCGUAUCCCCUGGUCUACGCUGAGGCCAUUGUCGUGUCCGAGGAGAGGAGCCAAGACCAGCUGGACGAGGAGAUCAAGCGGCUCUUUGAGAUCCACGUGGCCAGCAAGAUGAAAAUGCUGAAGCGAAAGGCUGAGACGUUCCCGCCGAGUCUCCGCAGACUCGAUGUUAUCAGGGAGGACGAGGAGUCGGGAAACGCCGAGCAGAAUAUUUAUGAGGACGUCGAUCUCAGAGGCACUCAAGAGAGCCUCCUCUCGAGCGACGGCGAGUCGGACGCUGGCCGUUCCGACUUGGACGAAGCAACCCUCGAGUUUGACAAAAUCAUGAAUCUAGAGGAGCAGAAUUACGAGCCGUACCACAGCAGCAGUUCCGACGUGGACGCUGAUUUCGCCGCGUGCGACGAACUCGCGUCGGCCAUCGUUCGGCGCCGCAGCAGAGAAAUCAUUGAAGCCGCAAAAUUGAAAAACAACGACGACUACGAAACGGUGUUGGUCACCAGUUCGACCGACCUGGUGGUCCGAGAGGUCAAGGUCGAAGGGGAGGAGUUUGAAGCGAUUUGCAGCAGGGAAGACCUGGAGGGAAAUGUGGACGCCGAGUUCGAGGAAAUCUGCAAGCAGAACGACGAAAGAGUCAACUCGGUGGUAGAAUCCAAAGUGGAAAUCGGUCUUUCAAACAGCCACGAGCUGAAAGUGCUGAAAAUCGAAAGCUCAAUUAAUUCAAACGAGGAAGAAAAUUCCGCUUGCAAGGAUGAGAAGGAAAUUGUUGAGGCUGUGAUUCAAGAAGCUGAGCAAAACUGUGAUAUUGAGGUGAACCCGAGGUUUAGCCAAGUUCUGGAAGAUUUCAGCAAGUCCAAACCUUUGCCGAUAAAAACCGAGCCUCCAGACCGGAAAACCAAACUUGAAAUCGCCAAAUUCGACUUUCUUAAAACUCCUUUGGAGGAGCGGAACUCAGUCGUUGUCGUCGAAUGUUCGGACAAAACCAUGGAUACAAUCAACGAAAACUUUGACCAGCUUGAACGGGAAAUCUGCAAGGAAAGUGAGCAGCUUGAAAACAUGGCAGUGCGAUCGGCCGAAAUCAUUGACAAAUUCUCUGCGAAACUCGACGAAAUGAAUGAGUUGAUGAAUGAAACAAGCGGUCCUGUGAUAAUGGAGCAGAUUAACCUGUUUGCCGAGCAACUGAUCGCAGACGACAAAUCGCUUUUCGAGACCAACAAAGAUAAGUUGGUGAGUUUCAUCAAGAACGGCAUGGGCGAUUCUCGCUCGUCGGUGCAAGACGUGCCGGAUUUGCUCAAAUUGCUGGAAAAAGACGAACGACCCGAGGAGGAGGAUUUAAUGUUCGAAGAGGAAAAGACGCUGACCUCGUUGGAACAAGUGACCCAGCGAUUGGCGGAGGUGCUGCAAAACUCGCUGCGAAAAUCGCCAGCCGAGCAGGAAGCAGAUUUCGACUGUUCCGAUAGCGAAAAUAAAAGUGCUGGGCCAAUCAGCAGUUUAUCGUCAGCCGCCUUAUCAACUCCGAUAUCACCGGCGAGAUCGCGGUCCGCAUCAAUCGACUCCAAUGCGUCGCAGGGAACGACAAUUUACGUUGCGUCCACGUGCUCGUCGGUGUGCAGCAGUGGUUGGAACGUGCAGGCCGCGGUGCCGCGUCUGCGAACGCUGUGCGUGGCCGCCGUGUCUAAGUUGGCGCGCGGGCGCGAGUUGAUGCUGGCUUGGGGCCUGGCCAGCGCGGCCGAAUUAAAAAUAAGGCCGGCGCCGAAUUUAGCCCGGACGCCACCGCCGCCACCGUCGAGGUGGUACCCCACCGGGGUCGGGCCGUUCGCCGUGGGCCUGUCGCCGGCGCAGCAGCGCGCCGAGCCGCAGUUGACGCGCGAACGCGCCGCCCUGUUGCUCGACCUGCACUGCAAGUUCGCGCAACGCCGCGCCUACCACGAACCCCACAAACGCAUGGGCGUCGACCAGCACUCGGACGAGCAGUCCGAGGAGGCCCUCAAGGCCAAAAUGCUGUCCGAGUGGCUCGACGACGAGGUCAAAAUCGACGAGAGCCACACGCAGUCCGUCCUGACCACGGCCCGCAAGUUCGAAGUCGAAAGGUACAAACAAGGGUACCACAUCUCGAAGCAGCGGGACAUCGCCGUGGAGAUCCAGGGUCAGCGACAAUUUCGCAUGCUUCGGGAGCAGAUGGAGCAGCAGAUGCUGGAGGAGGAGCGGCGCAGGGACGAGCAGGAGCAGCAAUUCCAAGAGGAGCGUCUUGACGAGCCGGACGAGCAACAGAUGGCUCCGCUCGGCGCCGCCGCCUCUCCAGACCAAGUGGACGACGGCACGCUCCAGCAACUCGCCCUCUUGGAGGAGUUCGCCUCGAUCGCCACAGCCAGAUUGGUGGCCGCAAGAUCCGAGGCGGCCGACGGCCACACCGACUUCCCCGACACGAUGAUUCCUCUCGAGCAGGGCAAUAAUAACGCAACAUCAACAACGACUAAAACUUCAACCACCACAGUAGUGCCUUCUCCCACUUUUAAAGCCAAGGCGCCGUCCCCAGGUGUCUGGUCACCGAAGCCUGGAAGGGCGGCGAGUUCCAAUCCUGUGCUGCCAAAUAACAACUCCCUGCCGUCGCCGACCUCCUCAAACAAUGACGAGCCCCCACCGCCUCCAGUGUGGACCCCGAAGGCGUCUCCGACCCUAGAGAGGAAGGAGUUUCGUCCCGUCAGGUUCGAGACCAACAAUCCACCCCCUCGACCGCCUGCAUACCAAGAACCGGUGACCCCGCCAUUCGAUUUGGUUCCCGCACAGAGCAGGGAGCAGGCGACGCACAACAUCAGCAGCUCGUUGGAUAGGAAAUUGACGCUGAACCUGCCAAAGCUGCCCAGAGCGCAAAACCCGACCGUCACUCUGCUACAGAAAGCCCGAGAGGGCCAAAUCCCGAGAGGCGCGAUUUACUUGGACCACAAGAUGAGCGCCAACGAGACCCACCACCAGCAGCAGCAGAGACAAGAAACGCAACAGCAGCAGCACCAAGACGCCGAAACCGUCAACCCAAAUGAUAUUCUUUACACUGUCCAAAAAGAGGAGGUCGAGGACAAUAAGAAAAUUGUCCAACUGUCUCCGAAGAAAUAUGACGGAAUUGGUCCAACCACCAAAGAGGGCAUCCCUCUUGUCAUGAGAUCAAAUAUCAAAGAAGAAAAUUACGGCAAGUGGUACAAAAGGAUGUACGACUCAUUGCACAAAGCAGGAAAAGAUGAUGACAGUAUAACUAUUCGGUACAGGCCUAGUAGCAAUAGCCGUCGAGGAUAUCCGUACAGUUCGGCUGGGGGAUACGUUUCUGAGCCGGAGCCGACGGGAGAAUACGACUCUGAUGCGACGACAGGGUAUUCCUCAAAGUAUGCCACAUUAGAUAGACGACGCAUCAAGAACAAGGAGCCGGACUUCACGUCUACCAUGCCCAGAGCAAGGUACAUUUCCCCUUCGAUAAAACACGCUUGUGAGGUGUACAAGAACCAGCCGGGCAGAAUUGAGGACUACGAGCCCGGCAGGUCGAGCAUCUCAGAAAAAGAAGCCAAGCUGUGGUGGGAUGAGGUUAUGGACAUCUUUGACGGGCAAACUGGCAUGCAAGCGUCGGCACAGAGUAAAAAGUUGCACGUCUCUUCCUUAAGUCAUGCUGCUGAGAGUCAAUCAACAGUCAAGAAGCAGUUCAUGGCGCACGCCUUGAAAGACGGUUACGACAGCGACUCGCAGUUGAUUUUCAAGAAACGCGACGAUGGCGAGUUGUCGAGCGCCCUCAGCCCCGUCGAGCAGAAACAAGCGUACAAGUCCAUUCAGUCCGGUGGUGAAGUUCCUCUGCACGGUUUGCGAAAACUGGCACCUGAAAAACCCCGAGAGCCAGAUGUGCUACAGUCGUUCUUUGAGGAGUUCGAGAGGGACAAAGAGUCGCCUCACAAAUUCGUCGAUUGCGGUGACGUGACCAUUCACUACCGCAGUCCCGUGCGAGGCCUGGCGCGGGACGCGCCGUUGUCCGAGGAGGAGUUGGCGCGCAGACAGGAGGAGGCGAUGAGGCGCAUCUACCAGGAAGAGCGCCGAAGGAAGUACCUUCAGGAGCUGCAAGACAUCGAGAGCAGAAGACACACCGACAAUUUCACUCCGUCACAGAAAUCUCCGAUCCCUUUGAACCGCUACGACAACUUCUUUGACGACAUUCCUAGCAGAAGGGAUAGAACUCCAGAACCAAAGACGGUCGCAAGGGCCCUGUACAACUUUGUUGGGCAGACACCCAGGGAGCUCACAUUCAGGCGAGGUGAUAUUAUCUUGGUCAGGAGGCAAAUCGACAGAAACUGGUACGAGGGCGAGCACAACGCCUCGAUAGGUCUCUUCCCCUUCAACUACGUCGAGAUAAUACCCUACGACGGUGUGCGCACCACGCCGAAAGGUCCUUCCGAGGGCAAGGCGCGAGCAAAGUUCAACUUUGUUGCCCAGAGUUCGUUAGAAUUGUCCCUAGUCAAAGGUGAGAUGGUUGUUCUCACGAGGAGAGUGGACGACAAUUGGUACGAGGGCAGAAUCGGGUUGAGACGAGGAAUCUUCCCUUGUACUUAUGUUGAGGUGAUCAAUGAACCUGGAGAGAGAUUAGAUGCACAAAAACCAAUGCCAAAGUUAAGUGGAACCUACAUGAAUGGCAGUUCUGCGCCACACUCUGUUCCGAGCAGCAGAUACUUGCCGUACAUGAACCAAACCCUUCACAUCGAUACUCGGUCCGAUCCGAUGCCGUACCGAGCCUUGUACAAUUACAAGCCUCAAAACGAAGACGAACUCGAGCUUCGAGAGGGCGACACGGUGUUUGUGAUGGAAAAAUGCGAUGACGGUUGGUACGUGGGCACCAGCAACCGCACCGGCCACUUCGGAACCUUCCCCGGAAACUACGUCGAGCGCAUUUGAAAUAUCAGCGGAAAGGAGGGACGAAGAAGAAGAAGAAGAUCAUUGAGAUGCAUUUCACCAAUCAAACCGAAUUAAUAGUCACUCUGCAUGCUAUAAAUAAUUCUUAAACUCUCCUAUUUAAUUAAUUUAUAUGUAUAUUUGUCACACCAAAAAAAAAGAAUCCAAUUUUCUUGCCACUUUUGGAAAUUAUUCUGAACACACACCUCAGUCAAUACUUAAUUUAGUUGGAUUACGCCUAAAGUUCAAAUCAAAAUUUUGUGUAUAAAAUAUUUAUAUCCCAAAGGUGAGCUUGAGAAAAGUUUCCGACUUUGAACAAUUAAUUAAAAAAAAAAAUUAGUUAGAAUUAACCCUGAAUCGUGGCCAAAGGAAUGAAAUUAUUAAUCAAUGGAGAAGAAUUAAGCAUUCGUCCAUCGAUCCAUAUUUAGUUACCACCUCACUGACAAUAAAAAUCAUGAAUAUAUAAUAUAUUGUAAAAUGUAAGAACACUUUACACCGACGAAGCGACUGAACUACAGAGAUAUUACACUAAGCGAGUAGAAGUCAUGAUUAUAUAAAGAAUCAACUACUUUUCCUUACCACUUACUUAGUUAGUCCGGUAUAUCAAAAGAACCCGCCCUAACGGCAACUAUUUGUUCUACUUAAGCAUGUCUAAUCAUUAUAUGGAGGAAUUAAUUUGUUGCGCACACGAAUGUAUAUAAAAUAUUUUAUGUACCUUAAAAAAAAGGAAGAACUUUUCGUUUUUGUUGAGAUAUUUGAAUUUAGAAGAAAAUUUUGAGAACGACGUACGCUUGCACCCUCGUAGGAAAGUAAUAAUUAAAAUAAAAAUGCGGAAAUCGAUUACUGUAUGAAUUAAGAAACGGUGUAAAAUUAUUAUAAUGUUGCACACACACACUACUUGUCUCGAUUUGCGAGUAUGCUACUUAAAAAGUAAAAUCGUAGAAUGGAAAAGAUGAAUUGACGGCUUUAAAUACAAUGAUAUUUCGUGGUUAUCCUUAUUGGAAUGUGCCUUUUGCUGUUAAAUUAUCCGAUCAGAAGUUGUAACGUUGGUAAUUCAAUAAAAUGAAAUAAUUAAUUAAAAAAAA